AUGUCACAUGACGGGGAAGAAGAACCUGGUAUUGCCAAAAAGGUAGACUCUGUAGAUGAUAUUAUUAUUAAAUGCCAAUGUUGGGUCGAAAAAAAUGAUGAGGAACGUCUUGCUGAGAUAUUAUCGAUAAAUACAAGAAAAUCACCACCAAAAUUUUAUGUCCACUACGUCAAUUACAAUAAGCGUUUGGACGAAUGGAUCACCACUGAGAGAAUAAACCUGGAUAAAGAUGUACUGUAUCCAAAACCAAAAGCAGUUGACGACGAAGAUAACAAGAGGCAAAAGAAGAAGAAAACACCCGCCGCCACACCUCAGGCAACUUUGCAAGACGGAGUAGAUGGUAUGUCAAGAGAAAAUACAGAUGUUAUGGAUUUAGACAAUCUGAAUGUACAAGGAAUUAAAGAUGAAAAUAUAUCACACGAGGAUGAAAUUAAGAAAUUGAGAACUUCCGGUUCCAUGACUCAAAAUCCACACGAAGUGGCGCGUGUCAGAAACUUGAACCGAAUAAUCAUGGGGAAAUACGAAAUAGAACCAUGGUAUUUCUCUCCAUACCCCAUUGAAUUAACCGAUGAGGACUUUAUUUAUAUUGAUGACUUUACACUGCAAUAUUUUGGAUCUAAGAAACAAUACGAACGCUACAGGAAGAAGUGCACACUUAGACACCCACCAGGGAAUGAAAUUUAUCGUGAUGAUUACGUAUCUUUUUUUGAAAUCGAUGGGAGAAAGCAGAGGACGUGGUGUCGUAAUCUCUGUUUACUAUCAAAACUGUUCUUGGAUCACAAAACGUUGUAUUAUGAUGUUGACCCAUUUUUAUUUUAUUGCAUGACAAGACGAGAUGAACUUGGCCAUCACCUGGUGGGGUACUUUUCUAAGGAAAAGGAAUCCGCAGAUGCUUACAAUGUGGCAUGUAUCUUAACACUACCACAAUAUCAAAGAAUGGGGUAUGGUAAGUUGUUGAUCGAAUUUUCUUACGAGUUGUCGAAGAAGGAAAACAAGGUUGGUUCGCCGGAAAAACCCUUAUCUGAUCUAGGUUUAUUAUCCUACAGAGCCUAUUGGUCAGACACUUUGAUAACUCUACUAGUGGAGCAUAAAAAGGAGAUUACUAUCGACGAAAUAAGUUCGAUGACCUCAAUGACUACAACGGACAUACUGCACACUGCAAAGACUUUGAAUAUUUUACGAUACUAUAAGGGACAGCAUAUCAUUUUCUUAAAUGAAGAUAUUUUAGAUCGAUACAAUCUACUGAAAGCCAAAAAGAGAAGAAACAUAGAUGCGAACAGGCUCAUUUGGAAACCACCGGUAUUUACUGCAUCCCAGUUACGCUUUGCCUGGUAA
Saccharomyces eubayanus is the source of this 1335-nucleotide messenger RNA. It is a transcript of the gene ESA1, whose product is annotated as NuA4 histone acetyltransferase complex catalytic subunit ESA1. The record is from RefSeq and is a predicted model, not a curated record. The coding region runs from base 1 to 1335 and encodes 444 amino acids. NCBI's taxonomy places the organism in Eukaryota, Fungi, Ascomycota, Saccharomycetes, Saccharomycetales, Saccharomycetaceae. Gene Ontology annotation, biological process: regulation of DNA-templated transcription. The transcript has a single exon. Gene Ontology annotation, molecular function: histone acetyltransferase activity.